Cygnus atratus (black swan) is the source of this 459-nucleotide messenger RNA. RefSeq names its product small muscle protein X-linked (gene SMPX). Gene Ontology annotation, cellular component: muscle tendon junction; costamere; M band. The transcript is spliced from 4 exons. NCBI's taxonomy places the organism in Eukaryota, Metazoa, Chordata, Aves, Anseriformes, Anatidae. Bases 1 to 357 code for a protein of 118 amino acids. The record is from RefSeq and is a predicted model, not a curated record.
AUGGCUGUCCUGCUCACAGGAGCACCAUGCCAAGACCCUGAGGCAGCUGCCAUGCGAGCUCGCUCCCAACCCAGCAGCAAUACAGUCACACUGGUGUGGCAUUCACCUCCCCUAGAUAGUCCCACCGAGGCUAAUAUUAACAUCCCAAUGGGAGCAUUUCGACCUGGUGCAGGCCACCCUCAUAAAAGAAAAGAACUAACACCUGAAGAAGUGGAGGAGAGUGUUCCUGCUACAGAGGAGGAGAAAGAAAAGAAGCAUCUCCCAGGAGCUAAGAAACUUCCAGGUCCUGCUGUCAACUUAUCAGAGAUUCAGAACGUAAAGAGUGAGCUGAAAUUUGUCCCCAGAGCUGAACAGUAGUUGGAAUAAGCAGGUCUGACAAGAGAAACUGAACAGAUUCCAGUGAAUGGAGAUCGUCUGAAAUGUUUUAUAUAUUUGUGUAUAAACACUAUGAACUUCCUA